AUGGCAAACAACAACAAUCACGAUCACACCUACGGGACCAAGUGCCGCCUGGCCCCCGUCACUCGCGUCGACCGAGAAGAUGGAAUGCCACCCGUGGAAGCCCAAUUCUUCUACUCAUCCGUUAUCCCCAUCGAUGACCCGCUGUCAACCAGCUCCGCUACUGGUCCGCCCGAGUCGAGGUCCGCCAAGGGUCAGCUGCGUCCGUUGGCCCGAGGCGAUAAUAAUGCACUGGAGAAGGGUUGGCUGGGUCUCAUGUCUGAGGAUGAUCAACGAGCUCAUGAAGAUGUGAGGCGUGGUCAGCCCUUGGAUGCCCGCUCAUUGCAUACCAACAGUGACAAGCUGGCAUCGCUUAUACAUGAUAUCGCGUCUACUCACUGGGAUAGGCAUCGAAGCAAAUACCAACCCCAAGACCUAUCGAUGUCUUCACACCGAGCUCUACCGACAACCCCUAUACCCGCUUGCUGUUCCGAGCUGGUAGUUGAUGUCUCAGAGGAGCUCGAAAAUACAUUCUGUGCCCUGGUUAGGAAGCAGAUGCCUGGUCUUAGUCUCGAUGAAGUGAUGCACCAGGUUGUUCUAGCGCUCGACCGUCUUAAAGAGGAGGCAGCUAGUAUCCAUGAAGGGCGUCCUUCGACUGUCGAUACCACAACCAGCCGCUCCCGAGCCGGAUCUAAUGCCAACCCAAUCGCGCACCCGAUAUCUCGAAUUUUCAAGACGACCGAAUCUCGAGGCGGGAAAAGCCGAAACCAAGGCAUAUCGCCUCUCAACAGUGGAAUAGAUAUCAAGAGCCAUGCACUAUCGGCAUCCCAUCACAAAACCCGAUCGCCUCGAACACAGACCCCCACUGGCAGUCCGGCACUCACUCGACCCCCGGUUCUUGACGAUGGCAUCUCAGGAACACCAUUUGCCCGAGUUGGCACUCCUGACUCAUACCCCGAUACUCUUCUGCCCCGAGUAGAUAGUGCCCUGCCAAGUGGGACCCUCCAUGAGGAUCCGCAUGAUGUAGUAGUCAGACGGGAUAGUGAAGCGGGAACAACGGAGAUGACGGGUAUUGCAACAGGUGGCAAGCAUCGACCAGAUACUGUUGACAUUGCCGUGGGGGUAUCGAGACUGCAUAUGGUGUCGUUGCCCACGCUUCAGAUGAAGCCUAUUUACUGGUCACCAGUGAAUGAUGUUGCAGUGGUUAUGAGAGCUACUUGGUUCUACAAGGACACGAUGCUUCCAAUUCCCGCUGCUGUUGCAAAUCAACUUGAGGCUGGUUUCCAGGAGCUCAGGCCGUGGACGGAGACCUGGAGCGAUGAAAUACGUUGUGCUAUCGACGUGGGGCCCCUUGGCGAGGAAAAGGUCUCGCACCGACUAUGGCCUAAGGAAUCUGAGUUGGCUUCCGAAGACGACGACGGAUUGACUGAGAACACCAUAUCAUCCAACUCAUUCUGUGCAGCCCGCUGCUUUCGGGGAGAAGCGGCCGCUGAGGGAAUCAUUGAGCCCACCUCUGUGGACAAAGCCGAGUCACCGAACCGCCCAUUUUUGAACUACCAUGUUAUUUAUAAGAAUUCAACACAGGCCUUUCUCUUGAAACCCAGCCUCAAACCCUCUGCAUAUUAUGGCAGACGACCCGUCUGGAAGAUUAUGAAAGGUCUGACAGUCGGAGUCCCGGUUGUGCGGGGAUUCGACCGCAAUGCAUGGGAACGUGUCCACCACAAGAAGCAGGCGCCUAACAAGCCAGGGGCUUCCGCAGCGGAUGAGUCGCAUGAAAGCACCGGGCCAGAUGUGUGCUCUGCUUGCAGGGCAGAAAAGGAACGAGGACAGGUCACUGAUCUGGUUCUUGUUGCCCACGGAAUUGGCCAGAAAUUCGCAGAACGGGUAGAGAGUUUCCAUUUCACUCAUGCUAUAAGCGGCUUCCGACGAGCAGUGAAUAUGGAACUCCAGAGCCCAAUUGUCCAGGAUGUGCUCCGCGAUGGCCAAAACGGCCUCAUGAUUCUGCCCUUGAACUGGAGAAUGGGUCUGUCCUUCGAGGACGGAGGACCAAUGAAGGAGGAAGACAAGGCCGCAUACACACCCGAAGGUUUUGGACUGAAAGAUAUUGAGCCUGAUACUAUUCCCGCUGUCCGCAGUAUGAUAUCGGAUGUCAUGUUUGAUAUUCCGUUCUACAUGUCUCAUCACAAGGGAAAGAUGAUCAAGGCACUGGUGUUGGAAGCGAAUAGGGUCUAUCGCCUUUGGUGUCGGAACAACCCAGGCUUUGCCGAAAAUGGGCGUGUUCACCUCAUCGGCCAUUCUCUGGGCAGCGCGAUGGCGCUCGAGGUUCUAUCGCACCAGCCGACGAUGGUGCCAAAAAUCGACCUGUCACUGAAAGAGCCCGAGACGCGUUUUUUCGAGUUUGACACUACAAACUUAUUUCUCGCAGGGAGCCCGGCAGGAUUCUUCCUACUCCUAGAGAGAGGCACCUUGAUGCCUCGGUAUGGACGGAUGAAACCAGGGGCCGACUCAAGCGAUACGGUUGCCAACAGUGUGGUUGGAGAGGCUGGUACCUUUGGAUGUCUGGCUGUCGAAAACAUCUACAACGUCCUUGCAAAAGAAGAUCCUAUUGCUUAUCUCCUCAACGGAGCUGUAGAUCCCGCCUACGCCUCGAGUCUCAAGUCAGCCUACGUUCCUAGCCUUGCCAGCUCGCUCUGGAAGUCAGUCGGCGACGCCAUGCGCAAUGUCGUGCCAGGCAUGACCCCGGCACCGAAUACGCUCGCCCCGGAGCCGGAACGACCCACGACGAUCCGCCUCCCCUCGCAGCUCGAGCUUGAAGUCCACGACUUCACUCGUGAGGAGAUUGCCGAAAAGAAGGCGUUCCUUCUCAACGAUAAUGGCCAAAUCGACUGGUAUCUACGCUCCGGCGGCGGUCCCUUGGAGAUCCAGUACCUGAACAUGUUGAGCGCGCACACGAGCUACUGGACCAACAACGACUUUAUCCGUAUGUUAUGUAUCGAAAUUGGGAGACGACCGGGCCGGGCGCACACACUCCCGGCCAUGAGAGCUGUCAAGGUCACCAAGAGAUUGUUGAUCAACUAG
Molecule: messenger RNA, 3054 nt
Organism: Ilyonectria robusta
Lineage: Eukaryota; Fungi; Ascomycota; Sordariomycetes; Hypocreales; Nectriaceae
Product: DDHD domain-containing protein
Exons: 2
Coding region: 1-3054 (1017 amino acids)
Cellular component (GO): cytoplasm
Molecular function (GO): metal ion binding; glycerophospholipase activity
Source: RefSeq, a predicted model, not a curated record